AUGACUACAGCCAUCAUCUCUGAGUCAGCCAACGCAGAAGCGGGCCCCUCGACAGCCCGCUUCCAGCCCGGCCCGUCAACAUACCACGAGUCUUCGCAAUUCCGACACUGGCGAUACUCGCCCGAACAGCUCGCUCAGAUCCGGUCGGAACUGAACAGAAAGUCCGUCGAGGUGGUAGCUAGGAAUCAGGACCUUGAGCGAAAAGCGCAAAUAGAGCUCAACCACAAUCCAACAGAGCCCGCUCCGGCAGCAGCAUAUCUCUCGGUCGAUGAUGAGCUCCUCCUGCUUCGCUUCUACUGUAUCCAGGUCUCCAAGAUCUGUCGACAUGGUUUUGGGUUACCAGAGGUGGUUGAGGCGACGGCAAUCAGCUAUCUGAAGAGGUUUUACCUCAAGAAUAGCGUGAUGGAGUGGCAUCCAAAGACCAUCAUGCCGACCUGCCUCUUCCUCGCCGCGAAGACAACCAACUACCCCGUUCUCAUAGACGCCUUUAUCCCCAAGUUCGCCAAGCUCCAGGCGUCGGAUAUUAUCGAUACCGAGUUCCUCGUCGCUCAGAGUCUGGCGUUUGAAUUUUGGGUCCGAGGUGCGGAUAAAGGCGUACGGGGAUGGUUCCUCGAGUUCCAACAGGAACAACCCUCUCCUCCUAUCUCCGCCCUCCAAGCCGCUCUCCCGAGUACCCUUCUCGCGCUCUCUCGAUCCCGCCUGACUGACCUCGAAUUCACCCAUACGCCCUCCCAGAUCGCCCUUGGGUGCUGGUCACUCUCUGCCCCAUCGAUCGUGCGGAACUUCCUGGACUGGCGCUAUUCCACCCUUCCAACGGCGUAUAACAUGUCGCAAGAGAGGUUGCUGGAGAUACUAGAGGAUGUGAAGUCGGCGAUCGAAAGUGUGGGCGUAGAUGGAGCGGGGGAGGCGGAAGUGGAUGUCAAGGGGGUGAAGGGGGUGGAUAAACGUUUGAGGGGGUGUACCAAUCCCGAAAAGACGCCCGGGACUGCUUUGUACCUGCAGCGAAAACAGCGUCAAGAAGCACAAGAAGCCUCCCUCCGCGCAUCCAAAUCCCUCAAAGCAAACAAAGAGCUCGCCGAUCGGGAUAUGGUCUUUGGCGAUGUCAUCCAGACGGACAAUAAUAACAAACGCAAACCGCUCAGCCCGAUGAUUACUAUUCCUUCACCGAAUCCGGCGGAUAAGGGGGCGAGAUUGGAAGAGGGGGGUAUGGGGAUACGGGAUGAGGCGAUGGGGAUGAUUAUUGGGGGAAAGGGGUUGAAGGAGGUGGGGAGGAGUUUGGAGGAGGAGGAGUGA
This is a messenger RNA of Dioszegia hungarica, 1293 nucleotides long. Its product is annotated as cyclin-dependent protein kinase regulator. Gene Ontology annotation, biological process: regulation of transcription by RNA polymerase II; regulation of cyclin-dependent protein serine/threonine kinase activity. The transcript is spliced from 6 exons. Gene Ontology annotation, cellular component: transcription factor TFIIK complex; nucleus. Lineage: Eukaryota; Fungi; Basidiomycota; Tremellomycetes; Tremellales; Bulleribasidiaceae. The record is from RefSeq and is a predicted model, not a curated record. The coding region runs from base 1 to 1293 and encodes 430 amino acids. Gene Ontology annotation, molecular function: cyclin-dependent protein serine/threonine kinase regulator activity.